UUGAAGCGCAUAUUGUUUUCGACAAUGCGAAUGCUGUGGGAGGUUUUAGUACUAAUGUUCUUGGCCAUGUUCUCUAAGAUCAGCGGCAGCAACGGCGGCCAAAUGAAUAAGCCGGCAUGUUCAAGGGGUAGCAGCGAAGCUGCAGGUGUAGUGGAUGCGGAAAGCUACUGCUUUAGCUGGAGAGUAGCAGUGGAGGCCAACAAUGUGCUUGGAUGGCGAACGCUCCCUCCUCAGUGCAUGAGCUACGUGGAAAAUUAUAUGCUUGGUGGGCAAUAUGAAAGGGAUCUGGACUUGAUUAUGGAGCAGAUCUCUACCUACCUUGAUGGUAUAGUGCUUUCUGAUGAUGGCAUGGAUGCUUGGAUCCUUGACAUCGAUGAUACUUGCCUUUCUAAUCUCAUCUAUUACAAGGACAACAAGCGUUUUGGGUGCGAUCCAUUUGAUCCAAUUGAUUUCAAGAAGUGGGCAUUGAAGGGAAGUUGUCCUGCAAUUCCAGCGGUUCUCGAAUUGUUCAAGAAGUUGAUUUCAAGUGGUUUUAAGGUUUUCCUUCUUACGGGCAGAGACGAAGCCGGGCUCGGCCAAGCCACCUUGGAUAACUUGCAUAACCAAGGAUACCUCGGCUAUGAACGCUUGAUUAUGAGGAAUGGAGCUUACAAGGGAAAAAGCGGGAGGGUGUUCAAGCCAGAAAUUCGUAAAGAAAUAGAGAGAGAAGGUUACAGGAUUUGGGGAAACGUUGGAGAUCAGUGGAGCGACCUCAUAGGGGAUUGUCCUGGCGCACGUACUUUUAAGCUUCCUAAUGCCAUGUAUUUCGUCCCCUAA
This is a messenger RNA of Telopea speciosissima, 816 nucleotides long. Its product is annotated as acid phosphatase 1-like. Lineage: Eukaryota; Viridiplantae; Streptophyta; Magnoliopsida; Proteales; Proteaceae. The record is from RefSeq and is a predicted model, not a curated record. The transcript is spliced from 3 exons. Gene Ontology annotation, molecular function: acid phosphatase activity. The coding region runs from base 25 to 816 and encodes 263 amino acids.